Messenger RNA from Indicator indicator, 1110 nucleotides. It is a transcript of the gene LRRC58, whose product is annotated as leucine rich repeat containing 58. The coding region runs from base 1 to 1110 and encodes 369 amino acids. Lineage: Eukaryota; Metazoa; Chordata; Aves; Piciformes; Indicatoridae. Gene Ontology annotation, molecular function: protein binding. The record is from RefSeq and is a predicted model, not a curated record. The transcript has 4 exons.
AUGGCGGCGGCGGGCGGUGCGGCCCAGGAGCCGGAGGCAGAGCCCCCGCCGCAGCGGCGUGGCCUGGCGGAAGGCGACGAGACGGCGGAGCUGGCGGCGGAGCUGGCGGCACGGCGCAGCGCGGAGACGCGGCAGUUGGUGCUGUCGCCGCGGCGGCUGUCAGGCCCGCUGCCCGCCGGGCUGUCGCAGUGGUUCCCCGCUCUAGAGGUGCUGGACGUGAGCGGGACGGGGCUGGUGGAGCUCGGCGCGGAGCUGCUGGCCUUACCGCGCCUCCACACGCUCCUAGCUAAGAACAACCGGCUGGGCGGGCCCGGUUCGCUGCCCAAGGGUCUGGGGCAGGCCGCGCUCGGCCGCUCCCUCCGCGUCCUCAACCUCAGCGGGAACCGCUUCCCCGAGGUGCCGCCCACCCUCUUUGGGCUACGUGGGCUGCGGAGCCUCAGCCUCGGCGGCAAUCGCCUCCACGGCAUCCCGCCCGACAUCCAGGAGCUCCGCAGUUUAGAGUUUCUAUACCUCGGAGGGAAUUUCAUCACUUCAAUUCCACCUGAAUUAGCAAACCUGCCUUCUCUUAGCUACCUAGUUCUGUGUGACAACAAGAUCCAGAGCAUUCCACCUCAGCUAGCACAGCUGCAUUCCCUGCGUUCCCUUAGCCUGCACAAUAACCUGCUGACUUACCUUCCUCGAGAGAUCCUUAACCUGGUUCACCUGGAAGAGCUGAGCUUGCGUGGGAACCCACUGGUGGUUCGGUUUGUCCGUGAUCUGACAUACAACCCCCCAAGCCUGCUGGAACUGGCUGGGCGCACGAUUAAGACUCGCAAUGUUGCCUAUGCUCCCAGUGAUCUCCCUGAGAAUCUUGUCCGGUACCUGAGCUUGGCCAGCAACUGUCCCAACCCUAAAUGUGGGGGUGUCUACUUCGACAGCUGCGUCAGACAAAUCAAGUUUGUUGACUUCUGUGGGAAGUAUCGCCUCCCGCUGAUGCACUACCUGUGCUCCCCAGAGUGCUCCUCUCCCUGCAGCUCUGCCUCCCAGAGCUCCACUUCCCAGAGCGAGUCUGACUCUGAGGAUGAAGCCAGUGUUGCUGCUCGCAGGAUGCAGAAAGUCCUCCUGGGAUAG